ACGGCAUUUGGACAAGCCUCGCAGCUUGGAGCAGGUACGGGCUUUGGCCAGACAGCCUUUGGACAGCCAUCGCAGCUUGGAGCAGGCACGGGCUUUGGCCAGACAGCCUUUGGACAACCAUCGCAGAUUGGCGCAGGCGCGGGCUUUGGCCAGACAGCCUUUGGGCAGCCAUCACAGAUUGGUACAGGGCUUACCAAAGCGCAGCCCACGUCCUUUGCAACGCAGUCCAAUUUUGGAUCAUUUGCAAGUACUGGUACGAAUGCGUUCGCUGCUUUGGCCAGUACUAGCACCAAUGUCCUUGAUCAGCAGGCUAGCCAAGGCGGCGGAUUCGGUGAUGCUGGCAGCGGAGGCAGCGCCUUUGGCGCAGGAGGAGGCUUUGGUGGUGGUAAUGGUGGAGCGUCAGUCUUUGGAGCUGGCGGUGGGUUUGGUGACAACGACCAAAGCUCUGGAGGUUUUGGAGGGGCCAGUACCGGUUUUGGAGGAGCCAAUAAUACCUCGUCUGGAUUUGGAUCCUUCGGUGGUAGCAGUGCAGGAGGCUUCGGCUCUAGUAGCGGCGGCGGAUUUGGAAGUGGUCAGGGCGGCUUUGGUGCUGCUGUUGGCAGCGGUGGGUUUGGACAGCAGCCCCAAGGUCAAGCUGGGGGUGGCGGCUUCGGCGCCAAUACUUCUAAUGCCACUCCUAACAAGCCAUCCUUCAGUACAUUCCGUUGAAGACACUGCAAUGAUAGUAAUAACCCAACAAUAAAACAACCGUCAUUGAAC
Molecule: messenger RNA, 759 nt
Organism: Gamsiella multidivaricata
Lineage: Eukaryota; Fungi; Mortierellomycota; Mortierellomycetes; Mortierellales; Mortierellaceae
Exons: 3
Coding region: 260-742 (160 amino acids)
Source: RefSeq, a predicted model, not a curated record